UCUAAGUAGAGGAGGUGAGAUAAACGAGAAUGGAAUUCCAUACAUCUAAAUAGUAUUAUUUUUAUUAUUUAUUUGCGAAAGAAAAUACAUAUGGUUGCAUGGAUAAAAGCACCACCCAGCCUACCAUGCUAAAUACGAUCAAGAGAACUUGAUCAUUUGUCCAAUACACAUCUCAAGUUCUGAACCCAUCCCACCAACUUAACUCAAGCUAAAACCCCACACCACUGGAACAACCAAGAUUCUAAAUUGUUGAACCAAAAUUUUCAGGUGCGUCUGGCUCACCUUGCAGAAAUUCCAGCAAUUACUACUAGAGAACACGAACAGAUCACAAUCUUACCUCCAUCCGUCCAUGCUCACCCCUCCAUUUUUUUUUUUUCUAAUCUUACCAUAUUUUUCACUCUUUUUUUUUUUAAAAACUAUUUCCCCUCCUCCCAGAAAGACAGAACAGCCAGCACAAAGGAAACUGUAUAUGUAACAGUCUAAAACUAUGUGAAGAGAUAUAUUUAGAUGGUGAAAUCUUAAUUCCACUGAGGAUGAAAGAGCCACUGGACCAUAGAUGCCUGAAAAUAAUAGAAGAAACGAAAGCCAGCAACAAAAGCUACACUUACCAGAACUGCUGGCUUUCUGUCUUUCUUCUCUGCUUCUCCAACUUCUUUUACACUCAUGCUGUUGAUGCCAAGCUCGACCUGCGAUUAAAAUAAGUGGAAAAAAGAAAGCAUGAUAAUAAAAUUGUAAAAGAAACAAUAUAAAAAAAUUGCUCAAGUUUUGAAGAACAUGCCUUCUGACUGGUUUCUGCACAGCUUCUGAGUCUAAUUCGCUGAUGGUUUCAAUUACCACUUUAAGUGCAGCAUUUGGCUUCACCUUAAGAAAAACAAGAAACAAAUUCAAAUCGAUAAGGCAAAGAGAUUAAAACUU
Molecule: messenger RNA, 915 nt
Organism: Rubroshorea leprosula
Lineage: Eukaryota; Viridiplantae; Streptophyta; Magnoliopsida; Malvales; Dipterocarpaceae
Source: the annotation of a GenBank genome assembly